This is a messenger RNA of Epinephelus lanceolatus (giant grouper), 543 nucleotides long. Its product is annotated as leucine-rich repeat-containing protein 51-like. Lineage: Eukaryota; Metazoa; Chordata; Actinopteri; Perciformes; Serranidae. The record is from RefSeq and is a predicted model, not a curated record. Gene Ontology annotation, molecular function: protein binding.
AUGUACGGCCCUCCAGUGGAUCUGUCAUUUAAAGAUAUCAAUAGUAUUGCAGGUGCGUUGGUGGAGGAACCUCGAAGUGGCCUGCGGCCUUUGAACACAAACUCAGAGGGGAAGUACCUGAGCCGAAGUUUGCGAAUCAGUUACAACAACAUCACUGACCUCACUGACCUCCAGAAUGUUCUCGACCACUUCCUGGCUCGACCAUCUCAGAUCGGCUGGCUGGACCUGUCCUUUAACAGAAUCACUCACAUAGAUCCGGUUUUGUGCGAGCUGCGCGAACUGCGUGUGUUGUAUCUUCAUGGCAACGGCAUCUGGAACCUGUCAGAGGUCGACAGGCUGAGGGAGCUGCAGUAUCUGCACACAAUCACGCUUCAUGGAAAUGUCAUAGAAACCAACAGAAAGUACAGGAAUCAUGUGAUUUCUGCCCUGCCUCAGUUGAAGACCAUGGAUUUCAGUGUUGUGACACGCGGGGAGCGAGUCUUGGCAAAUAUUUGGCGUCACUGCAGCAACCAAGGCGAGAACACCGAGGAGAGUCUCCAGUGA